AUGUUCUCCUUGCUCUUAGGUGUCCUGUACACCCUGGCGCCUGCAGUUUCGGGAGGGUUCUCAUCUCUGGAAAACAAGCAUAUUUUUGAUGGCACUACAACGCCUUAUGCGAUGAAUGUCACGGACUGCCCAGGGUACACUCUAGGGUCGCUUCAAGAUUCUGACAUUGGUCUUACUGCUCAGCUCACACUCGCUGGACCAGCAUGCAAUGCAUUUGGACUAGAUAUUUCAGACCUCACCAUUGAAGUCAUUUAUCAGUCGUCAUCCAUUUUGCACGUCAAAAUUUAUGACACUGCCAACCAACAGUUCACAAUUCCCGAGUCGGUGAUUGAACGACCUGCUGUGCCAACGACAUCCUACACAAGCACUUCCGAUCUGGUGUUCAACUAUGAUGCAACGCCUUUCGCAUUUUGGAUCACGAGACGCUCUGACCCGGACGCAAUGCCAUUGUUUGACACGAGAACUUCGUCGCUCCCACCUACUCCUAUUCCACCUUUCAAUACGUCUGACCCAAGCACAGCAUUUGAUGGCUUCUCUCUUGUAUUCGAGGAUCAGUACCUCCAGGUUGCUUCGGCUCUGCCGUAUGGUACUAAUAUCUACGGAUUGGGUGAAGUCAUUGCCAGCAGUGGAUUUAGACGUGACAUUGGAACAGACGGUGGUGUCGGCACCAUUCAGACGCUUUGGAGCCUCGGAGUUCCAGAUCCCAUUGAUCAAAAUUUGUAUGGCUCCCAUCCAAUCUACAUCGAACAUAGGUAUAAUGCGACUACCGGAAAGGCCUCUUCCUCUGGCGUCCUUUUACUUAGUGCCGCAGGAUCAGAUAUCUUCCUGCAGACGCCUCCCAACUCUAAGGUAUCAUUAAUCGAGUACCGUAUGAUUGGGGGUAUCCUAGACUUUUACUUCUUCUCCGGUCCCACUGAUGCAGAAGUCAUUGCUCAGUAUGGUUCAGUCAUAGGGUACCCUAUGUGGCAGCCAGCGUGGGGCUUCGGCUUCCACCUUUGCAGAUGGGGGUACCACAACAUCAGCGAUGUCAGAGAAAAUGUUGCGCAGAUGCGUGCGGCAGGUAUCCCCCUGGAAGUUCAAUGGAACGAUAUUGACUUAUACCACGCUUACCGUGACUUCACUACUGACCCAGUGAGUUUCCCUGGGGAUGAACUUCGUGAGUUCAUACAAGAGUUGGCCGCCAAUCAUCAACAUUAUAUCCCUAUUGUCGAUGCCGCCAUCGCUGUCACAGUGAACUCAACUGACAUCUAUGAUCCUUUUACACGGGGAGUUGAAGAAGAUGUGUGGAUUAAGAAUCCAGACGGGUCUCUAUACAUCUCUGAAGUCUGGCCUGGGUAUACCGUUUUCCCGGACUGGUUCAGCGAAAAUACGAUUUCUGUAUGGACUGACGGUCUCAAAAAUUGGACAGAGAUGGGUGUCCAAUUUUCUGGUAUCUGGCUCGACAUGAACGAACUAAGCACAUUCUGUAGCUAUUCCUGCGGAACUGGCGCGAACUUCUCUUCCGUUGGUGCCCUGAGCGAUCUCAGCUCGGUCGUUGUCGGAUAUCCUGAAUGUUACAAUGAAACGCUCUGGGGACCUAGUGGGAAUAUGACUGUCAACGGAAUCUCUACAUAUUCAUGUCCGGCUAACUCGACCACUAUGACGGUGAUAGAAAAGCGAGGUGUCGGUGCAGGUAGCGAGGUAGGCGUCGAUCUCAACAACCCGCCAUAUGCUAUCCAUAACGUGGGCGUAUCCUUCAACCUAUACUCCCUGGCAUCAAACGCGACGCACUAUGGCGGAUAUGUGGACCUCGACGUACAUAAUUUGUUUGGACUGAUGGAGGAAAAAGCAACGCACCUUGCUAUUCAAUCAAUCCUGCCCGGAAAGCGUCCGUUCCUGAUUAGCAGAUCAACCUUCCCCUCUGCUGGAAAAUGGACUGGUCAUUGGCUCGGUGACAACUACAGCAAGUGGCAAUACAUGUACCUCAACAUUCAGGGAGUACUACAGUUCCAGAUCUACCAAAUUCCGAUGGUUGGCGCUGACACGUGUGGAUUCGGCGACAACACCGACGAGGAAUUGUGCAACCGUUGGAUGCAGCUCUCAGCAUUCAUGCCUUUCUAUCGGAAUCAUAAUACUAACGGUGCUCUCCCUCAAGAGCCUUAUCGCUGGCCAAGUGUAGCAAAUGCAUCCCGCAUCGCCAUCGCUGCGAGGUAUGCCUCUACUGCCGUACUGGGUGAGUAUGUGCGCUAUUAUGUGAUCCCGUCGCUGAUAUCAGACGUACACAAGUAUACACUCUUUGCUAACGCAUCGAUGGCUGGUCUUCCGCCUAUCAGAGCGUUGUUUUACGAGUUCCCUGACGAGCCUGAGCUCUUUACCGUGGACAAGCAAUGGCUCGUUGGAAGCGACAUCCUCGUGACUCCAGUACUGAUUCCAGGAGCUACGACCGUUGAGGGUAUCUUCCCCGGCCGCGGUAGCGUAAUCUGGCGCGACUGGUACACUCAUGCCGUCGUCGACGCUACGUCUGGAGGAAACACGACACUAGACGCUGAUAUCAGCCACAUCAAUGUUCACAUCCGCGACAACUCUGCUCUGCUAUUGCAUCAAGAGCCCGGGUACACGAUCUACGAGACUCGCGAAGGCCCCUAUGCGCUGCUCGUAUCACUUAACGCAGCAGGCACCGCAUUCGGUAAUGCGUAUGUGGACGAUGGGAUCAGUUUCCCGCCUGGGCCGAGUCGGAGCCUCACGUUUCAGGUUGCUGAAGGCACGCUGGAGAUUGAGAGCAAGGGUGAAUAUGCGAUCCAACAACAGUUGGAGACGAUUACUGUACUUGGGGUGCAGAAGCCGACGCGGGUCACGUUCCAAGGAUCGCCGUUUAAAGGGUGGACGUAUGAGGAUGCUACCAAAGAGUUGGUAGUGUCAAAUGCAUCCGUCGACCUCAAUGGUCAGAUGACUCUAGUCUGGAGAUAGCUUGAUCGUUGGGCAAGUCGUGCAGCGCAUGAUUGGACAGAUUCACAAUCACCUCGCGAGCGGAAUAAUUUAGACCCACGGUCAUGCACAAACUAGAAAUGUCGUAUUUGAUCAUAGCGCUAUGCGUAGUCAGUUAGGAGUUUGGCGUGUAUCUGUUGUUGCAUAAAUGACUUGGGUAUAGGGU
Suillus paluster is the source of this 3130-nucleotide messenger RNA. Its product is annotated as glycosyl hydrolases family 31-domain-containing protein. Gene Ontology annotation, molecular function: hydrolase activity, hydrolyzing O-glycosyl compounds; carbohydrate binding. The transcript is spliced from 19 exons. Gene Ontology annotation, biological process: carbohydrate metabolic process. NCBI's taxonomy places the organism in Eukaryota, Fungi, Basidiomycota, Agaricomycetes, Boletales, Suillaceae. Bases 1 to 2946 code for a protein of 981 amino acids. The record is from RefSeq and is a predicted model, not a curated record.